AUGACACCACGUCUACCGGCCCUUCCCUCUCUUCGCGAAAUUAUUCGCAUUUACGGUCUUAGAGCACAGAAACAACUCUCACAGAAUUUCCUACUUCAGCCGUCUUCUAUAAACAGCUUCAUUAAUUGUGCUGGCAGUCUUCGAGAUGCAUGUGUUUUGGAAGUCGGCCCUGGACCCGGUGGAAUUACCAGAUCCAUUCUUCGUCAAAAACCCCGUCAUUUGGUUGUGGUGGAGAUUGACCGUCGAUUCAUCCCCUCACUCGAGGAAUUGCGUGUUUCAGCUGCUGAAAUGGGUAUCAAGAUGGAUAUCUACCGUGGUGAUAUCUUGAAGCUAAAUACUGGAGAUAUAUUCUCUAUAAACAGCAUCCAUCAAAACGAGGCGUGGGGUUCAGGAAUUACAGAUUUAGCUCCAAAAGUUGAUCGUGACUCAACCGCACUUGUUCCAGCCAGUUCAGAACGACCACCACGAGUUCGUAUACUUGGAAAUCUACCCUUUAGUAUUUCUACACCUCUUCUCAUUUCCUGGUUAGAAGACAUCAGUACUCGAAGGCAGAUUUGGCGUUUUGGACGUGUCCCCAUGACACUUACGUUUCAGAAGGAGAUUUGCGAACGCCUUGUUGCAGAUGUUUGGGAUGAACAACGCUCCCGUCUCUCUGUCCAAUUCUUGAAAGAGAUUCCGGGUUCCGCUUUUGUACCCAAACCCAAAGUGGACGCGGGUGUGGUUCGAUUGAUACCCCUUCCUCGACCGCUCAUUUCGAGUCCCUUUCCCUACGUUGAAAAGCUAAUUCGUCACGCCUUCCAGUUCAGGUAA
Molecule: messenger RNA, 810 nt
Organism: Rodentolepis nana
Lineage: Eukaryota; Metazoa; Platyhelminthes; Cestoda; Cyclophyllidea; Hymenolepididae
Source: the annotation of a GenBank genome assembly